Molecule: messenger RNA, 3156 nt
Organism: Suncus etruscus (white-toothed pygmy shrew)
Lineage: Eukaryota; Metazoa; Chordata; Mammalia; Eulipotyphla; Soricidae
Gene: KIF11
Product: kinesin family member 11
Exons: 22
Coding region: 1-3156 (1051 amino acids)
Biological process (GO): mitotic spindle assembly; microtubule-based movement
Cellular component (GO): nucleus; spindle microtubule
Molecular function (GO): microtubule binding; plus-end-directed microtubule motor activity; ATP binding
Source: RefSeq, a predicted model, not a curated record
AUGGCGUCGCAGCCCGGGUCCUCCCUGAAGAAGAAGGAUGAGAAGGGGAAGAACAUCCAGGUGGUGGUGAGGUGCAGACCAUUUAAUUCGGCAGAACGGAAAGCUAGUGCCCUUCCUGUAGUAGAAUGUGAUCAUCUACGGAAAGAAGUCAAUGUGCGAACUGGAGGACUAACUGAUAAAAGCUCAAGGAAAACCUAUACUUUUGAUAUGGUUUUUGGAUCCUCUACUAAACAAAUUGACGUUUACCGAAGUGUUGUUUGUCCAAUUCUGGAUGAAGUUAUUAUGGGCUAUAAUUGCACUAUUUUUGCAUAUGGUCAAACUGGCACUGGAAAAACCUUUACCAUGGAAGGUGAAAGGUCACCUAAUGGAGAGUAUACUUGGGAGGAGGAUCCCUUAGCGGGUAUAAUUCCACGUACUCUUCAUCAAAUUUUUGAGAAACUUAGUACUGAUGGCACUGAAUUUUCAGUCAAAGUAUCACUGCUGGAAAUCUAUAAUGAAGAGCUCUUUGAUCUACUUAAUCCUGACGUAUCUGAGAAACUGCAGAUGUUCGAUGAUCCUCGUAACAAGAGGGGAGUUAUAAUCAAAGGUUUGGAAGAAAUCACAGUGCACAACAAGGAUGAAGUUUAUCAAAUUUUGGAGAAGGGGGCAGCCAAAAGGACCACUGCAGCAACACUGAUGAAUGCAUAUUCUAGUCGUUCGCAUUCAGUGUUCUCUAUUACAAUACAUAUGAAAGAAACGACCAUCAAUGGAGAGGAGCUUGUUAAAAUUGGGAAGUUGAACUUGGUUGAUCUUGCAGGAAGUGAAAACAUUGGCCGUUCUGGAGCAGUUGAUAAGAGAGCUCGGGAAGCUGGAAAUAUUAAUCAGUCUCUGUUGACUUUGGGAAGAGUUAUUACUGCUCUUGUUGAAAGAACACCUCAUGUUCCUUAUCGAGAAUCCAAGCUAACAAGAAUCCUGCAGGAUUCUCUUGGGGGCCGUACAAAAACAUCUAUCAUUGCAACAAUUUCCCCUGCAUCUCUCAAUCUUGAGGAAACUCUGAGUACAUUGGAAUAUGCACAUAGAGCAAAGAACAUAAUGAAUAAGCCUGAAGUUAAUCAGAAACUCACCAAGAAAGCUCUUAUUAAGGAAUAUACUGAAGAGAUAGAGCGCCUGAAACGAGAUCUUGCUGCAACCCGGGAAAAAAAUGGGAUAUUCGUUUCAGAGGAAAAUUUUAAGGCUAUGAGUGGAAAACUAACAGUUCAAGAAGAACAGAUUGUAGAACUGAUGGAAAAAAUUGGUGUUUUAGAGGAAGAACUAAGUAGGGUAACAGAAUUGUUUACGGAUAGUAAAAGUGAGCUUGAUCAGUGUAAAUCUGAUCUGCAAAAUAAGUCACGGGAACUUGAAAGUACUCAAAAACACCUACAAGAAACUAAAUUACAGCUUGUUGAAGAAACAUAUAUCUCUUCAGCUUUCAAAAAUACUGAGGAGAAACUGUAUGAUACUGCCAGCAAGUUGGUUAACACAGUCGAAGAAACUACGAAAGCUGUCACUGGCCUCCAUUCCAAGUUGGAUCGCAAGAAUGCAAUUGAUCAGCACAAUGCAGAAGUUCAGGAUGUUUUUGGCAAAAACCUAAAUGGUCUAUUUAAUAAUAUGGAAGAAUUGCUUAAGGAUGGGAGUUCCAAACAAAAGGCCAUGCUUGAUAGUCACAAGGCCUUGUUUGAUAACCUGCUGUCUUCCAGUGUUUCUGCUUUAGACACCAUUACUACAACAGCACUUCGAUCUCUCACAUCUGUUCCAGAAAAUGUGUCUGCACAUAUUUCUCAGAUUUCUAAUAUGAUACUUAAAGAAGAAUCAUUGGCAGCGGAAAGUAAAACUGCAUUUCAGAUGUUGAUUAGUGAACUCAAGACUGAGCUUCAAAGUUCGCUGGAAACAGUAUUAUCCCCUUCUGUGAUAUCUAUACUCAAAAUCAAUCGACAACUAAUGAAUAUUUUCAAGAGUUCAUUGACACUGGCCGAUAAGAUAGAAGAUCAGAAAAAGGAGGUAGAUGACUUCCUGAGCACACUUUGUGACAGUCUUCACCAAUUACAAGUAAAUACAGAUUCUUCCUUGAUGGACUCACAGAAGCAUUGUGAAAGCUUAAAAGAAGAUCUGAAAAAGAUAAAGGAAAUCCAUUCACAGGAACUUUUCCAGUUAAUCAAUCUUUGGGGAGAGAGGUUCUGUGCUUUGGAGGAAAAAUGUGAAACUAUCCAGAAACCACUUAGUAGUAUUCAAGAAAAUACAGAACAGAAGUCUAAGGAUAUAAUCAGGAAAACAAGAUCUCACAGUACAAAAUUUGGUGCUCAUUCAGAUGGUUUGUCCCAGGAGCUCAGGCAUUUUCAUCAAGAAGGCACAGAAUUGGUUGAAGAAUCCUCAGAACAACUCGAUAAGCUCAAUAGCAACCUUAAGAUACUAACCCAACAGACAGAACAGAGAUGCGAAGCACUAAGUACAAGUACAGCUUGCUUUUCGGAACAGUGGUUAUCUUGCUUAAAUAAAAGGGAGGAGGAACUUCAGGACUUAAUGCAGGAUGUUAAGGAAGGAUGUGACACUUCAAGUUCAGAAAUUACUGAAAAAUUAAGUGAACAUAAAGCAGCUAAUGAGAAUGAGAGAAACAUCUUCCUUGAUCAGAUACAUACUGAUAAAGAAACAUUAAUGACUCAAAGUUUGGAAUCUAAUAACAACAUCAAAAUUGGCUUGAGUCUGCUGAAUAACUUUCUGCAACAAGAACUGAAACUAGAUGUCUCAACAGGUACAACACCACAGAGGAAAAAUUAUUCAUAUCCAUCAAAGUUGGUGAGGACCAAACCACGUGAACAACUUCUUGAUCUGUUAAAAAGAAAACAGCCAGAGUUGUUUAUGAUGCUAGAAAAUACUUUAGAAAAUACAGAAGAGGACGACAUUCAGGACUUGAAUGAAGAAAAGGAAGUUCUGGAGCAGAGUAUAGAAGAAUCUCUAAGUCAAGAGCCACCUGUAGAUACUUGUAUGGAUUGUUCAUCAAGUGGUGGGGUUCCAUUUUUUCAGCGUAAAAAAGCACAUGGAAAAGACAAAGAAAACAGAGGCAUUAAUUCAGUGGAGAGGUCUAAAUUGGAAGAAAAAUCAGAACCAUUUGUUCCAAAAAGCAAACUACCCCUGCGAGCCUAG